AUGUUUCCACGUGACGUGUACACCUUUUUCGACGAAGAUGAACAAGUUUGGCGGGGCCGGAACAUUCCGCCGCUCUACAAUCCGAACCAGGGCGUCGGAGAACUGAUCUGGCGAGUGUUGAACCGGGCCCCGUGGAAGAUCGCCCAGAUCAGUGCGGAGAGUGGCGUACGGGUGACGUACCGCGAGCUGAGGCUGAGGGCGAUCCGCGUGGCGCAGAACUUGGCCGCCAUUGUGGGCAUCGGACGAGGUGAUUUGGUGGCGAUCGUGGCGCGAAACAAUGAUAAAGUGGCGGCCGUGGUGUUUGGAUGCUUAAUGCUGGGUGCACCGAUUAAUGCUUUGGACCCAGGGUUCUAUCGGGAGGACUUCGCGCACAUGUUCGAAACGAUCAAGCCGAAACUGGUGAUCUGUGAGGGCGAUUUGGUGGAUCAAAUUACAGGGGCGUUCGAAAUGGCUGGCAUCGCACCAGAGUUGAUGGUUUUUGGGGCGCGGAUUAACGGGUAUGGGAGGGUCGACGAUCUGCUGGUUGAAACCGGGACGGAGAAGUUCUAUCAACCGGCAAGGAUCGAGGAUCCGGCGAAUGAGCUGGCGAUUGUGCUUUGUUCGUCGGGAACUACUGGCAAAUCGAAGGGCGUUUGUCUCUCGCAUGGACUGUGCGUGGCUAAUUUGACCUGCAUUUGGACGUGCUACGAGUCGGAUCGGGUGCUGUGUCUGAGUUCCUUGUAUUGGAUAUCCGGUAUCGGUACGCUAUUGAUGGCAUCGGUAGCGGGUGCGACGCGGGUGAUUACUACGGAACGAUUCAGUGCGGGUAUGACGAUCGAUCUGAUCGAGCAGUUCCGGGUGAGUUUGAUCUUAUUGCCCCCGUCGCAUGCGUUGGCGAUUUUGAACGAACCGACCGUCGGAAUGGCGGAUUUUUCGAGCCUGCGACAUGUGCUUUGCGCUGGAGGAGCGGUGUCGGCGGAUUUGAAGCGCUCGUUCGAGAUGUAUCUGCCCAAGGGUCGGCUGCACGUGAUCUAUGGGCUGACGGAGUUGGGAGGGUCAGGAAGUAUGAGUGAAGCGGCGUACAAGGACGGUUCGGUUGGGGUUUUAUCCAACGGAAUCGAGGCUAAGGUUGUGGACGACGAAGGGAAUGCUGUUCCUUUCAAUCAGGGUGGAGAGCUUCUCAUUAAGGCGCCAUUCGUUUUCAUGAAAUACUACGGAAAUCCAGAGGCAACGGAAGAGAUGAAGGCGGACGACGAUUGGCUGCACACCGGGGACAUUGCCCGGGUGGAUGAGGAUGGAUUGGUGUAUAUUGUGGACCGGAAGAAGGAUAUUAUCAAGUAUGCCGGCUAUCAGAUUUCGCCAACGGAGAUCGAAACUGUAAUCCUGAAGGUGCCGGGAGUGGUCGCCGUGUGCGUCACAGGAAUUCCAGUUCCCGGGAAUGAUUUGCCGGCGGCAUUGGUGGUCAAAGCGUUGGAUUCCGAACUAACCGAGGAGAAGAUUAUCGAUACGGUGGCGGAGAGGAUGGUGGACUUUAAGCACUUGCGGGGCGGGGUUUACUUUGUGGAUGCCUUUCCGAUGACGCCAUCGGGUAAGAUGUUGAGACGGAAGUGCCGCGACAUUGCCGUUGAGCUGUAUAAUGAGAUGCAAAAUUGA
Messenger RNA from Ochlerotatus camptorhynchus, 1632 nucleotides. RefSeq lists its product as uncharacterized. NCBI's taxonomy places the organism in Eukaryota, Metazoa, Arthropoda, Insecta, Diptera, Culicidae. The transcript has 2 exons. The record is from RefSeq and is a predicted model, not a curated record. Gene Ontology annotation, molecular function: long-chain fatty acid-CoA ligase activity. The coding region runs from base 1 to 1632 and encodes 543 amino acids. Gene Ontology annotation, biological process: long-chain fatty acid metabolic process; fatty-acyl-CoA biosynthetic process.